AAUUAUGUGGUUUUGAUUAUUUAAAAAUGCAAUGUGUGUGUCUGAGCUCAAGAGUACGAAAAGAUGCAGAUAAAUGUCGCUGAAACGUGUGAUCUCUUAAUGAGUCUUCUUGGUACCCAUGAUUCAGAAAAUAACUAUGUGUACUGGUUUCUAAUUACAUUUCUUUCUUACAGAAACUCAUUUUGGUUCAAAACACAUUCAAAAUGAUGCUACUUACCAUCAUUUUGAUGAUGUCAGUGGCGAUUCAAGACACGUACUCUUCUUCAGUCCAUUUUCAAUAUUACUUAAAAGAUGAAACUCCUGAAGGAGCAUCACUCCGGGUUCUCAGGAGAACUGAUCCUCGUCCCACAGCUGGAUCUCCUUCUCCCAAACUCUCGCACUUCUCCAUGGGUGCAGAUCCUCAGCGGAGGAUGUGGUGGGUGUCUCCAGAAAAGCCUUACACAAAAAGAAGGCAGCAUGUUGCAUACUACAACCUCAAUUCCUUCGGUCUCCGCUAUGGGAAGAGAGAACAGAACAUGCUUGCAGGAUUUAAACAGAAGAUUCAUGUAAAGUGAGGUCCAGUAGACCUUUUUUUUUCAAUUGUAUAUUGUUCUUUGUGUAUUCUUUGUGAUCCUUUAAUCAUCGGCAUGUGAUUGAUUGUACUAUUGGAUGGAUAUGUGGACAUAACAUCUCAGACAGCAACAUAGUGUCAGCCCAGAUCCAAGCCCACAUCUGGUACACGUUGAUUCCACACGGCCCAGACGUGGGCUGCGUCUGGGCCAACACUAUGUUGCUGUCUGGGAUUAGUGGGAUAGUUCAUAAUCUUCACUAUAAAGAGGUGUAUUGAUAACUUUGAGGCCCCAUUUUACUAGUAAUUAAAACAUUAUCAAACAACCUGAAUAAAGGGACUUUAUUUGGUGACAUUUAAAAUAAAUGGUAAAAAUGUUAUUUAAAAUUACUGAAUCGUAAACUAGGUUCAAUACAUUAGGUUACACCCCUGAAAGUGAUUUGAUUUUUGCGUGUGUAUACUAUAUGUAAUGUACUUCCUUUUCACA
Rhinichthys klamathensis goyatoka is the source of this 1034-nucleotide messenger RNA. RefSeq names its product KiSS-1 metastasis suppressor (gene kiss1). The record is from RefSeq and is a predicted model, not a curated record. The transcript is spliced from 3 exons. Gene Ontology annotation, cellular component: neuron projection. Gene Ontology annotation, molecular function: kisspeptin receptor binding. Bases 204 to 554 code for a protein of 116 amino acids. NCBI's taxonomy places the organism in Eukaryota, Metazoa, Chordata, Actinopteri, Cypriniformes, Leuciscidae. Gene Ontology annotation, biological process: positive regulation of cytosolic calcium ion concentration; G protein-coupled receptor signaling pathway.